AUGCUGGGAGUGGAGGAGGUCCCAGGAUGGAGCUGGCAUCCCUCCUCCAGUCUUACCUGUUCAAGGAUGCUGUUAUGUCUGCUCCUGCUACCGGUCACCUGUGGGGGGCUUCUCCAAAAAGAGGCAGAAUUCAGUCUGAAAGUCUCUGAAAAUGUCACAGUUCAGGAGAACCUGUGUGUACAAGUUCCUUGUACCUUCUCCUACCCCAGGAAGGACAAAGCCAACAACUCGAUCUUUUUUUCUUGGUUACGGAAGAACAAAAAUGAAUUAAACCCAGUGGCCACCAAUGAUCCUCAUUCAAAGACACAUAGAAGCUAUCAAAGCCGCUUCAGUGUUCAUAAUUGUUCUCUGUUCAUCAAGAAUGCUCAGAAAUUCGAUACGGGGCAAUACAUACUCCAAGUGAAGAAGGGAAAUGUAACACAUAAGUCUGAGAAGGUGGUAUUUGUCCAUGUGUCAGACCUAAAACAGAAACCAGAUAUUCAAGGCCCAGAGACCCUGAAAGCUGAGAAGCAAGAAACCCUGAUCUGCAAGAUGCCGGGGGCCUGUGACAGCAGGCAUUCCCUCACCUUUCUCUGGACAGGGUCUGCCCUCUACUCCCAGAGCUCUGGCACCAAGAGCCUUACCUCUUCAAAACUCUCUUUCACUCCCAAACCCCAGGACCAUGGCACCAACAUCACUUGCCAAGUAACCUUUAAGAGCUCCAACGUGAUCUCAGAGAAGACUAUCCAACUCAAUGUCACCUAUCCUCCCAAGAAACCAACCAUUAUGGUUCACCAGGGAAACAGGACAGGCUUAUGGUCCUUGACAAAUGUGCCAUAUCUGCCAGUCUUGGCGGGUGAGUCCUUGAAUUUGAGCUGUGCCGUUGACAGUAAUCCAGUUGUGUCUCUGAAUUGGACCAAGGGGAAGCAAACUCUAGCCUCUUCCAAACUUGCUGCUGCCGGAGUUGUGACCCUGCAGCUUCAGCAGGUGGGACUAAGUGACUCUGGAGAGUACACCUGCAGAGCUCAGGACCCACUGAUGUCCAGGAAGGCCUCCCUAGUGCUCUCCGUGCAGUACCCCCCAAAGCUGCUGAGCUCCUCUUGCUCCUGGACUGAGGAGGGCUUGCUCUGCACCUGUUCUGUCCAGGCUGAACCAGCCCCUUCCCUACAAUGGUGGUUGGGGGAGAACCCUGUGCAUGGCAACAGCAGCAAUGGUAGCCUCUUGGUGGUGUCCACUACCUCAGGGGUCUGGACCAACAGCAGCCUGAUCUUGAGGCAAAAGCCAGAUCCUGUCCUCAGCCUUCGCUUUGAAGGGAAGAACCUCCACGGGACCCACAGUCUCAGCAUUUUGCUGGUUCCAGAUAAAACUACUCCAGACACUGAAAGGAGCAUGAAAAUGCUGAUCAUUGGAACUGCCUGUGGGGCUGCUGUCACUGUCUUCUUGGCUCUUGGCCUCCUUAUGAUUGUGGUGAAGACUCUUAAGAAGAAGUCUGCAAAGUUAAGGACCAAAACAUCUGAGUCUGAAGCCAGUGUGGAUGAUAGGCACCAUCCCUCAGAGACCAUCUUCAUUAAUUUAAAUGAGAUCUUGAAGUUGAAAAGUUCCCUGAGGCCUCAAACCCAUGACACAGUGUGCCCCACCUCUGAGGAGGGACCAGAGCUGCAUUAUGCCUACCUCAACUUCCAGAGUCUGAAACCCCGAAAUCCCCAGGAGUCUGCAUAUACUGACACUGAGUAUGCUGAGAUCAAACUUCAGAAAUAG
This is a messenger RNA of Dromiciops gliroides (monito del monte), 1737 nucleotides long. Its product is annotated as sialic acid-binding Ig-like lectin 5. Bases 1 to 1737 code for a protein of 578 amino acids. NCBI's taxonomy places the organism in Eukaryota, Metazoa, Chordata, Mammalia, Microbiotheria, Microbiotheriidae. The record is from RefSeq and is a predicted model, not a curated record. The transcript has 9 exons.